This is a messenger RNA of Diospyros lotus (date-plum), 369 nucleotides long. RefSeq lists its product as uncharacterized. The record is from RefSeq and is a predicted model, not a curated record. The transcript has a single exon. NCBI's taxonomy places the organism in Eukaryota, Viridiplantae, Streptophyta, Magnoliopsida, Ericales, Ebenaceae. Bases 1 to 369 code for a protein of 122 amino acids.
AUGAGAUGUUACAGACCUCGGUACAUAGGUCCAUUUGAGAUCUUGAAGCGGGUUGGGAAUGUUGCUUACCAGCUGGCUUUACCACCAGAACUUUCAGCAGUACAUGAUGUUUUUCACAUAUCAAUGCUUAGAAAAUAUGUCCCUGACCCAGCUCACGUAAUCAAGCAUCAACCAUUGGAUAUCCAACAAGAUCUGAAAUUUGAAGAGGCGCCAAUACGCAUUCUAGCUCAAGAGGUUCGGAAGCUUCGUAAUAAAGAAAUACCAUUGGUCAAGGUGUUAUGGCAACAUCACUCAGUCGAAGAAGCAACUUGGGAACGUGAGGAUGAGUUGCAGUCCAAAUACCCCCAACUGUUUGAUGACCUCAACUGA